AUGGGGGAUUCGAAUGGAACAGAAGCGCAGGGAGGUUCCCUACCUUCGGGAACGAUCGCGAAAUUGACUCGUGAUAUCCUCAAUGAAACAUUCUACAACAUCAUUUAUGAUAUUGUUGCCCAAGUUCAUCACGAUGAGAAGGUCGCUCGCAUGCGCUCGGCAGUCGUUGCUGCCCGGCAAAAAGCCGAAGAAGAAGCAGUCCGGCGUCGCGAGGAAACAGGUAAUAAAGCAGCCGGCGCUUCAAAGCCUGGGGAGGCGGAAUCCGAGGACCUCAAGGGCAUCCAUGCGGAAACGGAUGCCGCCGUAUUCGACGACGGAAAAGUGUUCCUCAAGGGCAAUCCUCUCCAUACCACCAAAGAGAUUAUCUGUCCCGAUUGCCGGUUGCCGCGUCUACUAUACCCAGUGACUGGGAUCGGCGCUCGUCAACCACCGGAUCCAUAUCGCGAAUACUGCCAGAAACAGCCCAUGAUCUCCAAGCCUGGGCACGAUGUUCAUGGGAACCCCUUCGCCACGGACAAGCUCAACCCCAAGAAGAAGAAACAGACGAAUACCGCCAACACUCCCGCUUCCAGCCCUCCAACCACCCCAGAUAGCUCCUUCAACAAAGCUGCCCCUGAGAAGGUGUCGUUCCCGACCGUGAAAUGCCCCAAUUGCCCGAGAUACUUUGUUGUGACUCGCGUGGCGCAACACUUGGAUCGCUGUCUGGGACUUUCAGGCCGUCCCAAUCGCAACAAGACUCCGAUGGAGAAUGGCAGCAGCACCUCAAGCACGGCACCUUCGAAGCGUCCGCUGGCUGACGAGGACGCCCCAUCGACGUUGCCGAAGAAGAAAAAGCUCAUGCAGAAAAAGCUUUCUGGAAAGAAACCCCCGUUGCCUCCAAGCAGUAAACUGAGGAAUGGCCUUACUCCUGACAUGGUCGCAGCUGCCGAUGCGGGUUCUGGUGACGGUGACAUCAAGAGUGAAGCCAAGGACUGA
Molecule: messenger RNA, 975 nt
Organism: Aspergillus clavatus NRRL 1
Lineage: Eukaryota; Fungi; Ascomycota; Eurotiomycetes; Eurotiales; Aspergillaceae
Product: SGF11 family protein
Exons: 2
Coding region: 1-975 (324 amino acids)
Source: RefSeq, a predicted model, not a curated record